ACGGGGGUCGCGCGCAAGCACCGAAAGAGAAAAAACACCAACGGAGCGGAGCACCGUGAUGUAUUUGGGGAGCUCGUGAGAAAAAAGACUGCACUGAGGGGUGCAAAACAGGCAUUUGCUUUCCGAGAAUACGCGCAAAUAUCGCGGUACCGUGAGGUCGAAGCAAGGAGAUUAUCCCAGAGAAGAGCGAGCGAGCGGCUGGAAACGGAGCACCAAUCCCGGAUGGCUAGGCGCGGCUGCUCGCGCUCUCUCCCACCCUGAGCCGGGAGAGACACACAAGGACCGUGGGGAAGCUCUGGGGCUUAACGUGAACCUAACCGGAGCCUGUUAACCCGUCAUCCCCCUCACGGCCGUUAUAUCGCCUGUUUCCGCCGAAACGGGAAUCUUGUCUGGCGCACGGGACCGAUCAUAAACAAACAAGGCAGCCGCUCGGGAAGGGAGAGUGUUCAGUCAGCGACCUCUGAAGGGUGUGAGUCUGCGUUGUUACUGCGUUUUUCAGCCCAUUAGGGAUUCAUCAGCAGUACUAUUAGCGUGUGUGUCUGUGUGUGCGUGGAUAAUACAGUGUUGAGAUAUGGCUGUAUUAGACUGAGAGUCCUAAGGAGCCAGCGGCAUUAUGGGAUGUAGCAGGACUGUGCAGUGACCCCGCUCAUUGAAAGGAAACAGUCUGUGUACAGGAGCAGGAACAGGCAGACUAGCCUAAACACACACUCAUCCUUGUAUCCACACAAAACACAUCCCAGGAGCCAUGCCUGUGUUCAGUGGCCUGUUGAAGGUGCGAGUGUGUGAGGCAGUGGACCUGAAGCCCACCCCAUGGGCCCUGCGUCACGCUGUGGGGAAGAGUGGCUCCUUCCUGCUGGACCCUUAUCUGGCCCUAAAUCUGGACCAGACCCGGCUUGGCCAGACGGCCACCAGGACCAAGACGAACAGCCCCGCCUGGCACCAGGAGUUCUGCACGGAGGUCCGUGAGGGACGGAGCCUGGAGCUGUCCGUUUUCCACGAUGCGCCCAUCGGAUAUGAUGACUUUGUGGCCAACUGCACCAUCCAGCUGGAGGACCUACUGCAGAACGGAACCAGGCACUAUGAAGACUGGAUUGACUUGGAGCCAGAGGGCAAGGUAUACGUGGUCAUUGAUCUGUCCGGAUCUUCCACUGAGGCCUCGGGAACCAAUGAGAAUGAAGAGCGAGUGUUUCGAGAGAGGAUUGGUCCUCGCCGGCGACAGGGCGCCGUCCGAAGACGCGUCCAUCAAGUCAAUGGACACAAAUUCAUGGCCACCUACUUGAGACAACCAACCUACUGCUCACAUUGCAGAGAUUUUAUCUGGGGCGUGCUGGGGAAGCAGGGAUACCAGUGUCAGGUGUGUACGUGUGUCGUCCACAAGCGCUGCCAUGAGCUCAUCAUCACCAAGUGUGCCGGGAUGAAGAAGCAGGAGGACACGCCUGAUGAGGUGGGUUCACAGCGGUUCAGUGUUAACAUGCCCCAUAAGUUCAGCAUCCACAACUACAAGGUCCCCACCUUCUGUGACCACUGUGGCUCCCUGCUGUGGGGCCUCAUGAGGCAGGGCCUGCAGUGCAAAGUGUGCAAGAUGAAUGUGCACAGACGCUGUGAGACCAAUGUAGCUCCUAACUGUGGUGUGGACGCCCGAGGGAUUGCUAAGGUCCUGUCUGACCUGGGAGUCACACCCGACAAGAUCUCCAACACCGCGCAGCGCAGGAGGAAGUUGACUCCAGGGCAGGACCCUCCCCAGUCUCCUCCUGAGCUCUCUCAGGCUGAAGACAACAGCUUCAGCCAGCCAGCUGUCCCCACCUCCCCCUCACAGCAGGACUUGGCAGGGUUAGAACGCCUGCAGGACGCACUGUCACUCGACCAACAGGGACCCCAACACACCUCCUCCUCCUCGUCAGCCUCCUCCACCACCUCCUCUUCCUCCUCGUCUUCCUCAGCGGGCAGGGAGAACGGACAGAUCCAAAGGAGGACCCUCAAGGACUUCAACUUCAUCAAGGUUCUCGGCAAAGGGAGCUUCGGCAAGGUGAUGCUAGCGGAGCUGAAGGGGACAGAGGAGGUUUACGCAGUCAAAGUUUUGAAAAAGGAUGUGAUUCUGCAGGACGACGACGUGGACUGCACCAUGACCGAGAAGCGCAUCCUCGCCCUUGCCCGCCGACAUCCCUACCUCACCCAGCUCUACUGCUGCUUCCAGACACGGGACCGUUUGUUUUUUGUAAUGGAAUAUGUGAAUGGAGGAGACCUAAUGUUCCAGAUUCAGCGGUCCAGAAAGUUUGAUGAACCUCGCUCUCGUUUCUACGCCGCAGAAGUCACCUCAGCCCUCAUGUUUCUGCACCGUAACGGGGUCAUCUACAGGGAUCUGAAGCUUGAUAACAUCCUGUUGGAUGCAGAGGGACACUGUAAGCUGGCAGACUUUGGCAUGUGCAAAGAGGGCAUCAUGAACGGAGUCACCACCACCACCUUCUGUGGCACGCCCGACUACAUCGCCCCUGAGAUCCUGCAGGAGCUGGAGUAUGGUGCCUCUGUGGACUGGUGGGCCCUGGGUGUGCUGAUGUAUGAGAUGAUGGCCGGACAGCCUCCGUUCGAAGCCGAUAAUGAAGACGACUUGUUUGAGUCGAUUCUCCAUGACGACGUCCUCUACCCUGUGUGGCUCAGCAAAGAAGCUGUUUCAAUCCUCAGAGCGUUCAUGACCAAGAACCCGGCCAAACGCCUGGGCUGUGUGGUGAGCCAGGGCUGUGAGGAGGCCAUCAAGACUCAUGCCUUCUUCAGGGAGAUUGACUGGGUCCUGCUGGAGCAGAGAAAAGUCAAACCACCCUUUAAACCCCGGAUUAAGACCAAGCGAGAUGUGAAUAACUUUGAUCAGGACUUCACCAAGGAGGACCCUGUGUUGACGCCUACAGACGAGGCCAUCAUCCGACAGAUCAACCAGGAGGAGUUCAAAGACUUCUCCUACUGCGCCCCCGAGGAGACGCAGACCUAACACACACACACACACACACACACACACAUUGAUCCAACAACACUAAACCUGGCACGUACGCACACAUUGCUGACACUCAUACAUGUGUAGAACCAUAAAUCCCUUUACAAAACACACACACACACACACACACACUUUGAAGCUAUUGGUUGUUGUUACUUUUGGAAUAUUCUUUACUUGCAUUGUGUUGUUCUUGUUGCCUGGGUUUAUUAUGAAUAUAAAUAUGAAUAUGACUAUGAAUAUGAAUAUACACACCUGCACAUGCUCUCUCACACACAUUCCCAUGUGCACACUUUCAGUGCAGAUUUACACACACACUACAAUCCCAAGUUUUACUCACACAGACACACUUUCAUACACCUACACAAGCUCACUGCACAUGCUCAGACAACCGAACACACACACACACACACACACACACACACACACACACUCUCACACACUCACACUCUCACACUGCUUCUCUCCCCAGCACCAUUAUACAUGUGGACUGUACAGUAGGUGCUGGGUGCAGAGGCCUGUAUAUAGCCUGUGUUGAGUGGCUGUAUUGUGUUGGUAUCGUCUGCUAGUAAAGGAGAGUCGUGGCGCAUGGACAAGCACCCUACCUGUGUUAUUACUGUCCUUAUUGUGGACCAGUUAGGGCCAAAAUACCCUUUGUGCAAUACCCUGUACUAUCUAUAUAUUUUAUGGUUUUGUUUGUUAAUGUGUUAUAUUUGUCUUUUUUUUUCUCCUCAAGUGUGUGUUUUUUUGUUGUUGUUGUUAGAUUGUGGUUUGAUUGAAAUCUUUGCUGUCGUUUGACACACUCACUCCAUAUCUUCCUGUUUUGUGUGCAUAAAGUGAAUGUCGAGCUUACAAGUUACAGGCUAUUGAACUAAUUAUGUGGAGCGGAGUGUUACAGGCGGCCUGUGUAGCAGUUAAAAGCCCGAUUUCCAGCUAUUUCAUCCCAUCUGCUAGUUUCAGAGUCCGUGUCUGUUCUACCGGCGUGAAUGUGCUGGCCUGUGGGCGUUUUUUUUUUUUUGUUGUGAAUGUACGUUUUCAUAUGUGUGAAUGCAUGACUUUUUUUCUCUCCCGUCAGUGUGGGACUUUUUGUCUUCAGCAUUUCUGUUUCUAUAGUUACCAUCAGUGUUUUCAGCCCCCCCCUCCUUCCUUCCCCUCUGAUCCAAAGUACCAAUUCCCCUUUCCUGCCUCCAGCAGCCGUCUCACUCAGCCAAAACCACUUGCUCUUCUGACUUUUGCUUUUUUUCAUGGCUUUUCUUUCUUAUUGCUCUGUUUCUUUUUUAUUAUUAUAAUUAUAAUUAUUAUUAUUAUUGUAAAGUGUAUCUGGAGGAAACCUUUAUGUAAAAUACUAUAACUAUACUAUCAUAGGUCUGUUAAAGCCAGGGGCGAAAAGAAAUGUGGAAAACCAGCAGCUGAAUACCUCUUAUUUCAAACACACACACACACACACGCACAAAACACCACAUACAGACUCUCUCCUUUGCCUCCUCCCUCUUCUUCUCACUCUCUUUCUUACAGACCCACACACACAUGCACACACAGAGAAGGACUGUUGUCGCGUGUACUGUACAGUGAUCUGAAGGCGAGCUGGUUGCUCUGUGUGCAGUAGAGUCGGUGUGUAGUGAAGCUUUGUGCACCCAGGGGUAGGGCUGUUCCUGGUCACACUAUCUUACUCUGUGCCAAAAUGUAGUGCAACAGCCAGGCUAGUCCUGUCUGGUCUGAUUCCAAUAAAACACUGAGCUGUCUACAUCA
Molecule: messenger RNA, 4729 nt
Organism: Micropterus dolomieu (smallmouth bass)
Lineage: Eukaryota; Metazoa; Chordata; Actinopteri; Centrarchiformes; Centrarchidae
Gene: prkcea
Product: protein kinase C, epsilon a
Exons: 15
Coding region: 746-2980 (744 amino acids)
Biological process (GO): protein phosphorylation
Molecular function (GO): diacylglycerol-dependent serine/threonine kinase activity; ATP binding
Source: RefSeq, a predicted model, not a curated record